Clonostachys byssicola is the source of this 570-nucleotide messenger RNA. The record is from the annotation of a GenBank genome assembly. NCBI's taxonomy places the organism in Eukaryota, Fungi, Ascomycota, Sordariomycetes, Hypocreales, Bionectriaceae.
AUGUCACGUGCCGCUGCAUGUGUACCCAACGAACUUCGCACGUCGAUGCCUUCAUCGCUCCAACUCAAGUCCUUGCCGAAACUCCAAACAAUGGAUCUGUCCACAUGGAAUCGACAUGGACUUAUCGUUAAGCCCGCUAUGGAGUUUGCAUACCUGAUGGCCCAAAUCCAAAUUGUUCAGGGCCAGAUCCUUGAUCCCAAAGAGCAGCAAACCGUCCGGCUAUUCGUCUCUGUUUUCAGCAAUGUUGUCUUUCGAGCAGAUGAUGACUACCAAAUCAUCCCGCAACUGGCACCCGAUGAACAGCGUAGAAAAGCAUGCGACUUCGCCAUUGAGUACACGACCGAUGAAUAUGCUCAACAAAUUCUGUGCUUUGUGGAGGCUAAAAGGCCAAUAAUCAACCGGGGUCUCAAAUCAUGGCUCUUGAAGACCAAGCCUUCGGCUACUGUCAAGAGUAUCUUGAGGUGUACCCUGACGUUGAUUUCAUUUACGCCUGCACACUUGUCGGAACCUAUAUUCGGUGCUGGAAGAUUGAAAGAAAUCAGACUAAAAAAGGUGAUCGAUUUCAAAUGA